GAGGGGAAGAGUGGUUGUCAGCUAGUAGCCGCCACUUUGAAUCACCUGCGUCAUCCAUACCAGCUGUUGUUGGUUCCUCUCACCAUCUGGUCAGGAGUAGAACGGGCAUUCCUCGGCGCAGAUUUCACAGCUGCCUACGUAUCCUGCAGCCUGGGCAUCCACAUGGUAGGGUUCAUCAUGAUCUGCUACGGGGCCUUCGACGUCCUGGCCUCCAUGAGUGCCAGCACCAUGGUCAAGUUCCUCGGGAGGGUGCCGGUGAUCGUCAUGGCUUUCCUCAUCAACUUGUCUCUGAUCGUCACCUUGAUUUACUGGAUUCCGAACCCGCAGCAAAUGCCCGUUUUCUUCGCCAUCUCUGGACUUUGGGGAUUUGCUGACGGUAUUUGGCAGACGCAGAUUAACUCGCUGUACGGAGUCCUUUUCGCGGGAAACACCGAAGCAGGCUUCAGCAACUGCCGCCUGUGGGAAGCCACGGGCUUCACGAUAGCCUUCGCUUGCAGCUCCGUCCUAUGCAUCUCUUCCAAGAUCGUGGUUAUCGUCACGUUCUUAGUCCUCGGGGUGACUGGAUACCUCAUCAUCGAAAUGAUCGAGAGACUGGGUGGCCUCAAAAGACGAGACGAUUGAUUAUAUAACUGUCUAUAGGUCUAGUCUCUCUUUACAACUGUCGAAGAUGGCUAUAGAUCUAGUCUCUCUCGCUCUUUCUCUCUCUAGGCGUUCACCAGAUUGACCACGACGCUAAAUGAGUGACGAAAGCAUCUGAAAGCAUUAUCUCGGACACGUGGUACCUCCCUGAAUUCAUGAAGGGGUAAUAAUGAAUAUAGACGAGUCCAAUACCUAAUUCUCAUCGGACGAUUUGCUUAUUCAUGGCUUGCAUUAUUGGUCAGUGCAUUAGGGGUUAAUAAGCUCCGUGGUUGCAGAGAAGGCGCAAUUCGUCAGUGCAUUAUGAGCCUGAACGCUUAACGAUGGUGCAUUUAUCAGUGCAUUCAAAACUAUAUUAAUAUGUCUUUGACAGAUGCGUCUAUUUUCUAUAAAGGUCAAUUUGGACUAUUUUAGGUAUGUUUGGUGCUUCCUGUGCAAAGUGAAAGAAAUAAGAUAAACUAUUGUAAUAAAUUAUGAAUAGUUAUGAACAGAAAACUGAUAAACUUCAUCUUCAAAUACUGAUUUUUAAAGAUAUAAAUCAUAAAAUGUUAUUUAAAAAAAAACAAAAAAACUUUAUGCGUGAA
This is a messenger RNA of Macrobrachium nipponense, 1220 nucleotides long. RefSeq names its product UNC93-like protein. The record is from RefSeq and is a predicted model, not a curated record. Bases 163 to 621 code for a protein of 152 amino acids. The transcript has 3 exons. Lineage: Eukaryota; Metazoa; Arthropoda; Malacostraca; Decapoda; Palaemonidae.